UUUUAUUAUUGUAUAUUUUAAUACUUUUAUCAAAACUACUUUGAAAAGUCAGUCAUACCUAGGUAGGUACUUCAUUAUUUGAUCAAUGGUUAUUUUUUGUACUUGGAUAAAACAAUGGUAUCGUAAACAGUAGGUAUGAUCCAUGUUAAAGGAUGAUGUAUCAUGUAUGUUAUGGAAGCAAACCUAACUUUGCUGCCCCUUUUAAAGUAACAUUAAUGUAAGAAAUAUGAAGAUUGUCAACCUGUUUUUUUUUUUUUAGCUGUUAGCAUUUUUCAAAAUUUUUUGUAAUAUCAAAUUCAUUUUUGAUAAACAUUCCUAUGAUGAAUUGGUAUGUACUAUGUACUUAUAUAAUUCUGUUAUAAUAAACAUGUUAUUUUAUUAUAAUUGUACUUCAAUGUUUUGCCACUUGCAGUAAUUGCUUCUUUUGCACUUCUGUUGAUAAACCCUUUCUAAGUAAAUAAAUAUUAAAAUUCAUUUAAAUUUAAAAUCAAUGAUAAAUUAAUAAUUGGUAAAAAUUUAAGUGAAGUAUCACUCAGGUUUAACAUAUCUACUCAUUCUUUUUUGCCCUAUUUUGGCAAUUAAUCCAAAAUUUUGGAAAAACUAUUGAGAAUUUUGGAAAAUUACCUUUAAAGUAGGUACUUGGCCAACUUAAAAUUGUUAAAAACCAGAGUUAAGUAUUUGUUAAUGCACUAUGUUUAAAAUAAAUACAUUAAUACAUAAUCAAUUAUGUAUUUAAUAACUUAUCUUAUUUACAUUCUAUUUUAAUAUUUUGUAACGGUUUUUGCAAGACGUUUUUCCCAGUUCCUCAUCGCACCCACCCAGCGACCCGCAUCGGCCGCAUCAUCACGAAGUACGUCUAUAGGAGCUAUGACUUGCUUCUCAGCUCCCAUACUGAACGGUCCUUACUACACUUUUGGUCUUGCACGAUAUUUACUACUUACUACACUUCUGGUCUUGCCACGAUAUUUGCUACUUAGUACUUACUACACUUCUGGUCUUGCCUUUUUCGUACUGACUUAGUUCGUUUUGUCGCACUUCGUUACUUAAAACUUUGACCAUAGGUCAUACCACCGACUUAGUUCGUUCUGUCGCACUUCGUCACUUUUAACUUUGUUUUUUAAUUGUUUUAUAGUCUACAAAUAUGAUGAAUAUCGAGGAAGAAAUCGGUCUUCCCGUUCAUUUAUUGGACCAUGAUUAUUUUAGGCCAGUUGUAUAUGAGAACAACCCCAUUGAAGAACUGGAUGAAGUGGAACAAGGAGUAAUCGAAGAAGAAGUACUUGAAGAUGAAGAUUUAGUUGAAGAAAACCCUUUGAAUCAGGUACCACUAACCUACAGAAUGAUUCCAGGUGUUCAUCAUGGAUCAAGGAUUUAUGUGGAUAAUUUAGGUUUCAAGUUUUACAAACGUGAAGCCACAAUCAACCGUGUGUAUUUAGUAUGUGAGCGUCAAAAAAGUAGGUAUCAUGAGUAUUGCCCUUGUACAGCAUCAGUGAGUACAGAACUGAUUGACAACAGGAUAAAAGUUAGACAUCAACAUAACCAUGGGCCUGCUGACAUAGAUUUACAUGUACCUUUCCUAAGAGAAGCAAUUGGUGCAAGAAGCAUUGAUCCUGAAAACAUGUCUGUAUCAGUUAGGACUGCAUACAACAACGCCAUUGUUCAAUAUCCAGAAGCUGCUAACAAUUAUACAUUUUUGCAGGGACAAAGAAGAUGGAUGAGGAUGCGUAGGUCACGUCAACCAAAUGGCGGAUACAUACCUCAGAACAUCCAUGAGCUUGCUGAAGCAUUGAUCCGACCAGAGAAUGCUGCCUACAGUCAUACCCUUCAAACACCACCGUCUGCAUUUUUCCAACAAGAAUUAGUGGUAAAUGGAACAAGCGAAGGAAUUAUUUUUGCAAACCUGGAUGCAAUUAGAAGAUACCGAGAAGAAUUGGCCACAGUUACAACAGUUGGAAUUGAUGGAACAUUCAAAACUGUUCCCGCUGCCCCGGUAGACUUGAAAAGUUUUCUGACUUUUCAAGUGGUAUUUAAAGAUGUGUCGUUCCCAAUGGUGUAUGUUCUUCUAAGAAGUCGGACAGAAGAAACAUACAUAACAUUAUUUAAUAUUAUUCGGCAAAUUUUACCUCUUAACUAUAACUUAAUUCGGUUUGUUACAGAUUUUGAAAAAGGACUUAUGAAUGCAGUUCAACAAUCAUUUCCAGAAAGCAGAUUGGGGUGUUGCUGGUUUCAUUAUACCCAAUCAAUUGUACGGUAUUGUCAUCGUAAAUUAAAUGGUGUUUUGGAUUUAGUCAAGAGGAAUCCUGAUGCAGCUCGUGUUUUCAGAAUGGUUCUUGCACUGCCUCAUCUGCCUGCCGCUAGGGGUCAUCCUCUAUGUCCUCGGUUUUGUAUGUAUGAUGGUUUCAGGGCUAUCAUGCAGUAUGUUCAACAAUUUCCUGAAGUUGAGCAGGGUAUGAGAAAUUUUUUAAUUGGAUAUAUUGAUCAUUAUUGGUUUUUCCAGGUUGGUCCAGAGUUAAUCAGCGUUUUUGCAGAAGACUAUCGUACGAACAACUACUUAGAAUCAUUUCAUUCAACAUUACUUUCGCAAAUGGGACGACACCCCAAUAUAUGGGAUUUCCUUCGUGAGUCAGAAAGUCUGAUGUGUUCUUUAUGUUGCAUCUUUGUCCUAAAUGUUUGUUAUAUGUGUUGUGAUUUAUAUGUUCAACAAUAUUUAAGAAAUGAGUAA
Melanaphis sacchari is the source of this 2719-nucleotide messenger RNA. RefSeq lists its product as uncharacterized. The record is from RefSeq and is a predicted model, not a curated record. Lineage: Eukaryota; Metazoa; Arthropoda; Insecta; Hemiptera; Aphididae. The coding region runs from base 1142 to 2719 and encodes 525 amino acids. The transcript is spliced from 3 exons.